Messenger RNA from Gossypium raimondii (Peruvian cotton), 2240 nucleotides. RefSeq names its product interactor of constitutive active ROPs 3. Lineage: Eukaryota; Viridiplantae; Streptophyta; Magnoliopsida; Malvales; Malvaceae. The record is from RefSeq and is a predicted model, not a curated record. The transcript is spliced from 3 exons. The coding region runs from base 168 to 1985 and encodes 605 amino acids.
AAGAAGAAUUAGAGCCUGUGUCUUUCAAUAUGAGCUAAUUAAAUUCAUUGACAUUGGAUUCUUCAGUCUCAGCUUGUGGUCUGUGGGUCAGGGAAGCAUUGAAGUUGUGAAGGAUAAAUAAACUUGACUUGCUAUUUUAACAUUGAGAUUAAGAGUUAAUUAAAAUUAUGCAGACAUCAAAAGGAAGAAAUGGAUCUUCGGAAGUGCCGCCAAGGGUCUAUCCUCGAGCAGUUCGUCGACUCAAGCCAACCACACUAGACACCGAUGCAGUUUCUACUUCGAAUCGGGCAAGCAGAACUUCAAAAGAGAAAAGCCCUAAGGUUGUUGAGCGCUAUUUACCUAGAAGCCAAGCUCCAGAGAAGAAGCGCCCCAGCAGAAUAUCUGAACUGGAGGUACGGAAUUCACAGCUUCAAGAAGAAUUAAAGGUGGUGAAGGAGCAGUUAAAUUCAUCCGAAUCAUGCAAGAACCAGGCUCAGCGAGAUGCCAAGGAGUUCAAGAAGCAACUGUUGUCCAUGUCUGCAAAGCCCGAAACGUGUCGAAAACAGCUUCUUGAGUCUGCCUCUGAGGGAACUCGUGUUGUUGAACUCGAGCUGAUAUCACAAGGACGGGAUCAAGCCUUGCAGCCGGAGCUUGAAGCUACCCGAAAGCAGCAGUCUCUUGACUCGGCUGUGAAUGAGAUUCAACGACUUAAGGAUCAUCUUGAAAUGGUGGCUGAAUCUGAGGCUAAACAGACCAAGCAAGCGGAAUCAACGAUUUUGGAUUUUAAGGACUUGAACGGAAACCUGAUCGAAACUCUUUCUCUUGUAUCAAACAUGAAACACCGGCUAAAGGAUGGCCAAGAAUCGGAACCUCAGGCCGAAGUAUUGGCUAGUGAAACUCUGCUACAACUUGAAGCUGCGAAAAAGACUGUUGAGACACUUAGAUCCGAAGGCAUGAAGGCCGUCGAAGCUUACAAUUCCAUUGCUUCAGACAUAGAUCAGUCAAGGGAACGUGUUUAUUCACUGGAAGGUCUUAUUAACAAACUUAAGGCAGACCUGAUCAACGCUGGUUGCAUUAUCUCUCUUGAUUCUGAUGGUGGUCGAAUAGUUGUCGAGCAUCCAACACGAGAAAGUGAGAAACCUGAGGAAUCUCAGCAACUUGAAGCAGAGAUUUCUUCUUUAAGAUCUGCUCUCGAAACAGCUGAGAUUAAACGCCUUGAAGAACAAAUCCAAAGCAUUAUACAGAUAAAGAGUGCUCAUGAGCAGAUGGACCGGAUAAACACCAGAGAGGCAGAGUUGUUAGCCGAACUAGAGAAAGCAAACUCUUAUAUUAUUGACUUGAAGGCGAAUCUGAUGGAUAAGGAAACUAAGUUGCAGGGUAUUUCGGAGGAAAAUGAAGAGCUACACAUGAAGAUUGAGAAAAACUUGUUAUGCCGGCGAGAAGUGGAACUCGAAAACAAGCUUAAGGCAUUGAAGGAAGCUGUUGUUGAUCUGAAGGUAAAUAUGAUGGAUAAGGAGACAAAACUUCAAAAUAUAUCCGAUGAGAACGAGAUGCUCCGGUCGGAAAUCCGUAAAAGGGACAUGAACAUAGGUAAAUCGAACGAUGAAGUGGCUGCUGAGCUAGAGUUGACAAGGGCUGCAAAGCAAGAAGCUAUUAUGAAGCUUGGACUUGAAAUGGAGGAGGCAGAUAAGAAUAACAGGAAAGCAACCAGGGUGGCUGAACAGCUUGAGGCUGCACAGGCGGCCAAUUCGGAAAUGGCGGCCGAGUUGAGAAGAUUGAAGGUGCAAUCGGAGCAGUGGCGUAAGGCUGCUGAAUUAGCUGCUGCAUUGCUUUCAGCAGGUAAUAAUGGAAAGAAACUCAUUGAGAGAACUGGUUCACUGGACAGCAACUAUAAUCCAAAGAUUAGCUCACCUUAUACUGAAGAUAUGGAUGAUGAUUUGCUGAAUAAGAAAAAUGGGAACAUGCUGAAGAAGAUUGGGAUCUUAUGGAAGAAGCCACUGAAAUAGAACACCUAUAUUAUAUAUAUGUAUUGCCAAAAUUGCAUAGAAUCUAUAUUGUCUCUUUUACCCUAUUUUCCUGUGGAUGUCAUAUCGGCGUAUGCUUACAGUUGAAAAUGCAACUUGUGGUGAUGUUGGAUUUGGAUUCCAUUGUUGUUUCAGCUAAGCUGCUUGCUUAAUAUUAGGCCAUCACUUAAUCGGCUGCUGAGUGAUAAUAUGAAUUACUAUUUUUCUUAAUAAAUAUGAUUAUGCAGGGUGAUAACA